CCUCCUUCCUUCCUUGCCAAGCAGCCCUCAUAGAAGAAGUUCGCUUGCUGCUCCUCGGGUGGCUCGGGAAGAAAAUGCCCCAGCUAAACAGCGGCGGAGGCGAUGAUCUGGGGGCCAAUGACGAGAUGAUCGCCUUUAAGGACGAGGGCGAGCAAGAGGAGAAGCUGCAGGCCAGCGUCUUUACCGGAGGGGACCUGGCUGACCUCAAGUCGUCCCUGGUGAACGAGUCCGAAAGCCCCAAUAGUAACAGCAGCCAGACGUCGAACGCUGCGGCUGCGGUGGCCACGGCAGGAGCCCAUUCCGAGGCAAUCAGGCGGCUGCAAGAUCCUCAAAGAGUCUAUCAAGAGAAACUCUCAGAUCCCAUGGAAGACGGUUUAAAACAUCAGGAUCCAGGAAUGUACAAAGGAUCUGCUUAUUCCAGCUACCCUUUCCUUAUGCUGUCUGACACUUACCUGCCCAAUGGAUCUAUGUCACCUUUGUCCAACAAGGUUCCUGUAGUACAGCCGUCCCAUGGUGUCCAUCCACUCACUCCACUCAUCCCAUACAGCAAUGAACAUUUCAGCCAUGGCUCCCACUCACCACACUUGCCAGCCGACAUCAACCAGAAGCAAGGUGUUCAUCGUCCUCCUCAAACAUCAGACAUCCCUGGUUUUUAUUCCCUCCCUCCUGGUGGGGUUGGACAGAUAACACCUUCAAUGGGAUGGCAGAACCAGCCUAUUUACCCUCUCCCGUCAUGUGGAUUUAGACAGCCCUAUACGUCGGCGCUCUCUGCUGGGGCUACUUUCUCUAGGCUAACACAUCCAUUGGUGCUCAGCCCUGGAAUGCAUGCCACAGGAAUCCCGCACGCAGGCAUCACAUCCCACUCUGGGAAACAAGAAACUGAUCAUUACGACAGAAACUUGAAAUCGCAACUAGAACCAAAGAGAGAGAAGGAAGCCAAGAAGCCAACAAUUAAGAAGCCUCUGAAUGCUUUUAUGUUGUAUAUGAAAGAAAUGCGGGCAAAGGUUAUUGCUGAAUGCACCUUGAAAGAAAGCGCAGCCAUCAAUCAGAUUUUAGGAAGACGGUGGCACGCACUGUCACGGGAGGAACAAGCUAAGUACUAUGAACUGGCCCGCAAGGAGAGGCAGCUUCACAUGCAACUUUAUCCAGGCUGGUCCGCAAGAGAUAACUACUCUUCAGGCUCUUCAUCCCGUGAUCAAACAAAGUUUAACUCAGGGCCCCUGGAAUUCAGCAGCACUUCUGGGCCAGUUUCUGCGGCAAGGGGGAAAAAGAAAAGAAGAACAAGAGAAAAGCAGCAAGACUCCAAUUCAGAUCCUGCCUCUCCUAAGAAAUGCAGAGCUCGCUUUGGCCUCAACCAACAAAUGGACUGGUGCGGCCCAUGCAGGAGGAAAAAGAAGUGCAUUCGGUACCUACAAGGAGAAGGACACUGUGCCAGCCCAGUUUCUUCCGAUGGAAGUGUUAUAGACUCCCCUUCCUCCCCUCUGGAUGUGCUCCAGUGCAUAUCCUCCGCUUUGACUUCAGACAAGCUUGCUGCCCCUGCUGAUUCUGUACAUCAAAACCAAGGCAACCCUUUCCUUUUACCUACGCGUCUCAAAACUGCAAUGAGCACACCCAGAUUCUCUUCUAAAUGCUCAGCGAUGCCUCGCCUAUCCAUAGCACCCUGUGAACCUUCUGCACACAAUGUAGUGUCAAUAGGAACUUAAUGCAGCAGCAGCAGCAAUCACCAGCAACUUUACUGGGCACUUUGGCCUUAUGAGCGGUUUGCUACAUAUGGAAGCUGCCCAGCAGCAACUCCAGACUUCCCGUCAGGCCAUUCAAUGGCAUUCUCAAAAGUCAGGUAAAAGCUAUGUCGGUACCUCAGUAAUUGGAGAAGACUGGAGCACUGGAAGGGCAUCUUUAUCUAAGUCGAUGACAGCAUGUCUUUCUGAAAAUGUGAGAGCAAAACCUCCUACUUAAUUCUGGUCAGUAACUGUGUUAAUCAACAGAUCAAA
This is a messenger RNA of Heteronotia binoei (common prickly gecko), 1991 nucleotides long. It is a transcript of the gene TCF7, whose product is annotated as transcription factor 7. The record is from RefSeq and is a predicted model, not a curated record. Gene Ontology annotation, molecular function: RNA polymerase II cis-regulatory region sequence-specific DNA binding; DNA-binding transcription factor activity, RNA polymerase II-specific. Gene Ontology annotation, biological process: canonical Wnt signaling pathway; regulation of transcription by RNA polymerase II. Gene Ontology annotation, cellular component: beta-catenin-TCF complex. Bases 75 to 1703 code for a protein of 542 amino acids. The transcript is spliced from 13 exons. NCBI's taxonomy places the organism in Eukaryota, Metazoa, Chordata, Lepidosauria, Squamata, Gekkonidae.